AUGAACCUGAUGGAUUGGUCCACCCGGGGCGUCAUCGCGGUGGCGCUUCAGUCCUCGGUCUACCUUUGGGACUCCACCACAUGUAAGAUCACGCAGCUGCCACCGCACCCCACGGAGGGCUUGCGGGGCGCUUCCGUUGCCAUGCCCGCCACCACCGAAAAGGUGGUCUGCAGUGUGAGUUGGACCCCGGACGGGCAAUCCCUCGCCGUCGGCGCCAACGACGGGGGGGUGGAUACGUGGGAUGUCGAGGCGAGGCAGGUGGUGCGGCGCUGGCAUAAACACAGCCGUCGGGUGGGUUCGCUGAGCUGGACGACCGACGGGAAGGUGCUGGUAUCCGGCAGCAAGGACGCGACCAUCAGCCUGCAGGACUUGCGCGAUCCAUCCGACACCAUCCACAUCCUGCGAGCCCACACGCAGGAGAUCUGCGGCCUGCGCUGUUCGCCCCACCGCGGCAGCGUCUACUUCGCCAGCGGGAGCAAUGAUAAUCAGCUGCUGGUGUGGGAUCGCCGGCAGCUUCGCAGUGGCGGCUCGGGCACCAUCACAUCCGACGCGCAGCCGGUGUUUUGUCUUAAUCAGCAUCGGGCCGCCGUCAAGGCGAUUGCCUGGCAUCCUAUCCAAUCCUCCCUCCUCGCGAGUGGCGGCGGGACGGAGGAUAAGACGCUGCGCUUUUGGAAUACACUCACGGGGGAGUGCGUGCGCCACUUCAACACUCAGAGUCAGGUCUGCGGGGUAUUAUGGAACCACGCCGGGACGGAGCUGGUUAGCUCGCAUGGCUUCUCGAAGAACCAGCUGAGCAUUUGGAAGUACCCUUCGCUGCGCCGGGUUGCCGAUCUCACCGGGCACACUUCCCGCGUCCUGCAUUUAUGCCUUUCCCCGGAUGGCGAGACGGUCGCCUCCGCGGCGGGCGACGAGACGAUUCGAUUUUGGCGCUGUUUUUCGCCUGGCCCCGCAGCCGGGGCGGUCCAAACGCCCACGACGACAUUCUCAUCGUCGACGUCGCCUUCACAACGGGGAGGGUUUCGUGUGGGCGGCAUCAGCGGAUGGGCCGAUGCGUCCUCUUUCUCUCCCCUCCCAUCGUUAGUUCCCACAUACAGCUGCGGCGGCGGCGAUUGGUCGCCCGCGAAAUCGACUACUUCCAACCUCUACGCGGAUCCCACUACCAUCUUCCAGGAAGUUGGCUUUCGUUAA
This is a messenger RNA of Phytomonas sp. Hart1, 1188 nucleotides long. Lineage: Eukaryota; Euglenozoa; Kinetoplastea; Trypanosomatida; Trypanosomatidae. The record is from the annotation of a GenBank genome assembly.